AUGGACAAAAGGAAGAGACCUUUUGAUGUGACUGCCUCUUCGUUGGUGGAUCUUAAAGCUGAGCUCUACAGAAAGCAGGAACAAUUCAAACAGCAGAGACUUGGACAGGAAAAUACUAGUACUGGACAUAAACCUAAGCCCAAAGUUAAGAAACCAAAUGUCUUUGUCAAGCAAAACACUGGCGUUUCGGCAAGAGCUGAGAAAGAUGCAGAGCAGUUGGCUGAGGAGCAGAAGAACCUGGAGACGUCGAGGAACAAGCUAGAGGAAAAAGCCAAACUCUACGAGCAGAUGACAAAGGGAAACUUCCCAGAUGAGGAAACGGAGGGAUUGUACCUGGUAGAUUUUGCUCAAAAAAUUAUUGACAAAAGAAAAGAUAUACGUGCACAAAAGGAUGCUGACAGUGAGGAGGAGGAAAUUGCCAGUUUAUCUCCUAUUCCUCCUCAGAACCCAGAUGAAGAAUGGGUGGACUUUGUGGAUGCUCUAGGACGGUCUCGAAGGUGCAUGAAGAAAGACUUGCCGGAUUUUGUGAAAAUGGACUUAGGCUUCAAAGGAAAUAGACAAGUCUCUGCUGACUUGCUGUCAGAGGACAUGCGCAGAGAGCUACAGAGACAAGAGUGGGAGCGAGAAGAAGAAGAAGCCAUGAAGAAACCCGUUGGACCAGUACAUUAUGAGAAUAUCAGAGCUCAAGAGGCUCGGGAGCUUGGUGUGGGCUACUUUGCUUUUUCUCAUGACGAAGAGGACCGCAGAAAGCAGAGAGAGACUUUAGACAUGCUCAGGGACCAGACGACCGACCAAAGGAGCAAGAGGGAGCGACUGAAAGAGAAGAAGAAGGCCAUCCUGCAGGCUCGGCUGGCUAAAAUAAAGCAGAGGAAGUUGAAGGCCAAGGGAGGUGUUGCAGAGGACGAGCAACUCGAAGAGUCCAACGAAGAGGACACGAUGGCGCCCUCGCCUCCACCUGAGGAUCCACCAGAGGUCAGUAGAGUGAAGAAGGUGGAAGUGGAGAUUCAGGAAAGAAGGGAUACCAAACCUGGAGUCCCUCAUGUCCGAGAGUGGGACAGAGGCAAAGAAUCCAUGUUUAGUGAGUGGAAAAGUCGGCGCCAAUCAGAGCGGGAUUCCGAGUUUGCGCCUCCCUCCACAUACUUUACUGACACAAGAAGCCAGAGAGCAUCAAAGAUGCCAGUACCUGAGAAGAAAAGUCCACAAAUGGCUUUCAAACAGACGCAAGUCCCAUUUGGGAGCACGGAGAUCCAGCAUGAUGAGCCAUCUCCUCCCCCUGCAGCUGCUCCUGCACCUCAACCGCCACCACAAAAUCCUCCAGCACAAACACAUCAACCACCGCCCUGUCGCCCGCCGGCCCCCCCCGCCAACCUCCGAUACCCCUUUCCUCCAUUUUUCCCUUCAUUUGCGCCUCCACGUUUUAUUAGCCCACCGUACCCAUUUCCACACUUCCCCCCACAUUACCAAAACCAAUAUCCCCCUCAGUGUCCACCUUCAAUGCCAGGUCAAUUCCAGCCACAGGUGCCCCCCCAAUCCACUGAGUCCAACCAGCCCCACUUACCACCAAAACCCGCAGAGCCAAGCCAACCUCAGGCACCCACAGAACCAGUGGAACCUGUUCAGGCUCAGCAGCUACCUCAAGAUCCCCCCCAAAGUCUGGACGACAUGCUGUCCUUCUACAGGCAUGCCACCUGA
Molecule: messenger RNA, 1692 nt
Organism: Nerophis lumbriciformis (worm pipefish)
Lineage: Eukaryota; Metazoa; Chordata; Actinopteri; Syngnathiformes; Syngnathidae
Source: RefSeq, a predicted model, not a curated record